Messenger RNA from Salvelinus fontinalis (brook trout), 6796 nucleotides. Its product is annotated as P3 protein-like. Lineage: Eukaryota; Metazoa; Chordata; Actinopteri; Salmoniformes; Salmonidae. Bases 622 to 2022 code for a protein of 466 amino acids. Gene Ontology annotation, cellular component: membrane. The transcript has a single exon. Gene Ontology annotation, molecular function: bile acid:sodium symporter activity. The record is from RefSeq and is a predicted model, not a curated record. Gene Ontology annotation, biological process: bile acid and bile salt transport.
CAUAAAUAAACGGUGUAUCCUCUAUGAUGCUGAGAAUGCAGCCCACGCAUGGAAGAAAGAACACCCCCGCAAUUAGAUUUUUCUCAAGUGACGUUGGUGCUUAUUUUGGUAAGGGACCUAGAGAGUUAACGCGACAACAAAAAAGAGCGUUAACGCUAGGGGCUUCUCUGAUUGGAUUAAAAUAAGUCUUAGCGAGCGAGUGAAAUAAGAGAAGAAAUCAGGGGGAAACGGCGGUGGUGACAGUUGGCAUCAAGCAGAGACAAUAAAAACCGGAACGCGAGGCGACGAUUCGCCGAGGCAUAUGUUUCUUCUUAGCACGAAAAAAUGAGUCGUGAAUCUUCUGAUAUCGGUCAAAUAUGACAGCAUUUUUUUUAUUUUUUUUAUUUAAGCAGCGUUCAAGUCGGAUGGGGCGGGGUGAUGUUUAAAUUCCGGUAGAAAGAGAGCAAGAACACGGGUGAAGCUAAAUGGGUACCAGAAGGAAUGUAGACCCCGCUACCUACGUAGCUAUUGUAUCAGGGGAUCUGAGAAGUUUUUAUCGCGUUCUGUAAAAGGAAGGUGGUUUAAUACGGACUGGGGAGGUCGCAGGCUGGGGAGCAGCGUGUAUUUGCGGCGCACCUAACAAUGAGGACGCUAUUUGGAUUCUGUUGUCUCUUCUUGAUAACGAGAGGAACAGAUCCGCCAACGGAGGGCAGGUCCCUGACAGACAACAACAACAUGAACGUGACGGCCGACAGUAACAGAAGGUAUAUACAAAUCGGGGACGGGACCUCCCAAGAAUUUGAGUUUCCCGAAAACACUAAGGGCGUGAUUGUAAUCUCCAGUCAAUACCGAAGCGCCGUAAGUACGAAGGGCCGCGAGAGCUGGAAGCAGACGGUCAAUGUAAGCUCCUUGGACUCGGAGGUUCUUUCCAUCCUGAAUGUAAGUGACAGUCAUGCGGGGCCCGUGAAGAGUUUCAUUAUCAGCAUAAGGUCUGGGUUGCCGGGUCGGGCACAACUGCUCAUCCAGCUAUUGGAGUUGGACCAGGAUUCUUUCCCUGUUGUAAUUGAAGAAAGGACAGAUUACUGCAUCAGGGUUGCGCCUGGCAGGGAUGACCCAGCUGCCCGGCUCAUACAGUCAGGCGUGCUGUCCCACUUUUCUGAAAACCCUGUCCUAUUUGCCUUGCUGCCGCUCAUCUUCAUCAACAAGUGUGCCUUCGGGUGCAAGGUAGAGGUAGAGGUGCUGAGGGGUCUCCUGCGGAAGCCUGUGCCUCUCCUCUUGGGGGUCGCAGGGCAGUUCCUGGUCAUGCCACUGUACGCCUAUGGUCUGUCCAGGCUGGGCUCCCUGCCAAAGGCCCUCUCCCUGGGCCUGGUCAUCACAUGCUCUGCCCCGGGCGGCGGCGGAGGCUACCUCUACAGCCUGCUACUGGGCGGGGACGUCACCCUGGCCAUCUCCAUGACCCUGGUGUCCACAGUUGUAGCUGCAGCAGCCAUGCCCCUGUCCUCUGCCCUGUAUGGCAGGCUACUGGGUGUCCACGCUGCCCUCCACGUGCCCUUUAUCAAGAUCCUGGGCACCCUUCUCUUCAUUGCCAUCCCCAUCUCCCUGGGCAUGCUGGUGAAGCUACGUCUGCCCAAACUGACCCGCGUACUGCUUGCACUGAUCCGGCCCUUCAGCUUCGUGCUCAUCGUGGGUGGCAUCUUCAUGGCCUACCAGAUGGGGGCGUCUAUCCUGGCCAACGUGAGACCUCAGAUAGUGGUCGCGGGGGUGACCGUGCCCCUGUUUGGGCUGCUGCUAGGGUUUGGGAUGGGGAAGCUGGCAGGACUAGCAGUGCCACAGAGGAAGACGGUCAGUAUUGAGGUGGGGGUGCAGAACAGCCUCCUGGCGCUGGCGGUUAUGCAGCUGUCGUUCCGGCGGGCGGAGGCUGACUUUGCGUCCCAAGCGCCCUUCAUAGUGGCGCUCAGCAGCACCUCUGAGAUGCUCCUCAUCGUCCUCGGUCACUUUGCCCAUCGGAAGUUCUGUACCCCCACCACCCGGACUGAAACCUGAUUGUAGACAGAGUUUCUGUUCUAAACCAAACCUGUGGAGGUCCCAGAGUGUUGGCUACAAAUCACACACAACAAUAUGAAAACAAUCAUUGACAUUGACACUGUACACAGGACAGCGAAUGGACAUUUAAAAAAAAAAAUAGAAAAUUCUUGAAACCAAAGGCCUUUUCCCGCUAACCCUGUUUUUUUCUUAUUUUUUUUAUGAGAUUGUACUGAAGAGUACCUCAUGUAAAUAGGCCGAAGAAGAGAAAUACCUAUAAAAGAAAAUAUAUUUUUCUAUAAAACAUUUUUUGUAAUUGAAAUUAUUGAUUUGUAUCAUGUUUACAAGAGGUUUAUGUGUCAAAGGAAUGGGAAUGGUUUUGAAAACUGAUUGUUUGUCGGAUGGAAAUGUGUGGUGUUUGAAAAGUACUGUUACAAUUUUUUUUGUUCUGGAUUCAAAGAUGGUUUUCUAGGAGUCCAUGUACUUUAUAAAGAUGAGACAUAAUAAAAGCAUUCAUAAAAGCAGUCUUGAGUUUGUCCAAGGAGGAUCUUUAUUUAAAGAAGGAAUCUUAACACUGAGACGUAGUACUAAAGUAAAGAUUGUGCUGCAGCACAGCUGAGCAAUAUAGCCAGUACCUUUGUUUCUGAGGGUGUUUCCGUGACAAUAUUUGCCUGUGCAUAAUAUUUGUGGACUGAUUAACAGGUUUCUUUGUGUGUGCCAAUGUGAGGACAUUUGCAUGUCUCUUUGCAUUGUGUAUUUGCAUUUGUGUUAAAACAAUCUCAUAACACAUCUAUGUUUGCAUGUUAUGUGGUUACCUUUUUUAAGGUCUAAUGUUUCUAAGCCUUUUUACUCCUGAAAUAGAAGUUGUAGUUUUCAAUAUUUUUUUGUGUGUAGUUCAUAGGUCUUUGUGUGAGAGGGCAUGUUAUGACUGGAAUGAACAUGGUUUUCGGCAGGUGUUGGACUUGAAAUAUGCUCAUACAGUCAUAAUAGCUGCCUACAGUGCUUUCGGAAAGUAUUCAGACCCCUUGACUUUUCACCAUUUUGUUACGUUACGGCUUUAUUCUAAAAUGGAUAAAACAAUUUUUAAAAUUCAGCAAUCUACACACAAUACCCCAUAAUGACAAAGCAAAAACAGGUUUUUAGAAAAUGUUGCUAAUUUAUUAAAAGUCCCAAACAGGAAUUCCUUAUUUACAUAAGUAUGCAGACCCUUUGCUAUGAGACUCAAAAUUGACCUCAGGUACAUCCUGUUUCCAAUGAUCAUCCUUGAGAUGUUUCUACAACUUGAUUGGAGUCCAGCUGGGGUAAAUUAAAUUGAUUGAAUAUGAUUUGGAAAGGCACACAACUGUCUAUAUAAGGUCCCACAGUUGACAGUGUAUGUCAGAGUAAAAACCAAGCCAUGAGGUCGAAGGAAUUGUCCAUAGAGCUUCGAAACAGGAUUGUGUUGAGGCACAGAUCUGGGGAAGGGUACAAAAAAUGUCUGCAAGAUUGAAGGUCCCCCAAGAACACAGUGGCCUCCAUCAUUCUUAAAUGGAAGAAGGUCGGAACCACCAAGACUCUUCCUAGAGCUGGCUGCCCAUGCCAAACUUAGCAAUUGGGGGAGAAGGGCCUUGGUCAGGGAGGUGACCAAGAACCUGAUGGUCACUCUGCAUUCUGACAAACCUCCAGAGUUCCUCUGUGGAGAUGGGAGAACCUUCCAGAAGGACAACCAUCUCUGCAGCACUCCACCAAUCAGGCCUUUAUGGAAGUGUGACCAGACAGAAGCCACUCCUCAGUAAAAGGCACAUGACAGCCCACUUGGAGUUUGCCAAAAGGCACCUGAAGACUCUCAGAUCAUAAGAAACAAGAUUCUCUGGUGUGAUAAAACCAAGAUUGAACUCUUUGGCCUGAAUGCUAAGCGUUAUGUCUGGAGAAAACCUGGCACCAUCCCUACGUUCAAGCAUGGUGGUGACUGCAUCAUGCUGUGGGGAUGUUUUUCAGCGGCAGGGACUGGGAGACUAGUCAGGAUCGAGGGAAAGAUGAAUGGAGCAAAGUACAGAGAGGUCCUUGAUGAAAACCUGCUCCAAGAGUGCUCAGGACCUCAGACUGGGGUGAAGGUUAACCUUCCAACAGGACAAUGACCCUAAGCACACAGCCAAGACAAUGCAGGAGUGACUUCGGGACAAGUCUCUGAAUGUCCUUGAGUGGCCCAGCCAGAGCCUGGACUUGAAGCCGAUCGAACAUCUUUGGAGAGACCUGAAAAUAGCUGUGCAGCCACACAUCUGCAGAGAAGAAUGGGAGAAACCAAAUCCAAAUACAGGGGUGCUAAGCAUGUAGCGUCAUACCCAAGAAGACUCGAGGAUGUAAUCGCUGCCAAAGGUGCUUCAGCAAAGUACUGAGUAAAGGACCUGAAUACUUAUGUGAUAUUAGAGUUGUUUUUUUUUACAAAAAAUUCUCAAAACCAGUUUUUGAUUUGUCAUUAUGGGGUAUUAUGUGUAAAGUGAAGGGGGGGAAAACAAUUGAUUCCAUUUUAGAAAAGGCUAUAACACAGAUUUUGGAAAAAGUCAAGGCGUCUGAAUUCUUUCCGAAUGCACUGUAUGUAUUCAUUUUCUGGCAAAAGCUAAACUGACACCUUAGGGGAGUGAACAUUUUGUAAAAUGCAUUUUUGUAAGUGUUAUUCCCUUUUACACCACUCAAGUAUUUUAAUUACUGUGUUUCUCUGUGCAUUUGUAGUGGGAAAUGGCAUUGGAGCUUGGUUUUGGCACAAGACGUGGGAGCUCAGGAAAGUAGCAUGUAUGCUGAAGUCUAUGGGCUGAACUCCGUUGUUUGAAGGGGCUUUGUCAAUAUUCGCAGUGGGGAGCCACAGUAUUUUGUUUUCCUGUAAAUGAGACGUGAUAGUUAAAACCGUAAAUGAAGAUAUAACUCAACUACCCCCAAAAUCCUUAACUGUUUCCUUAUUCCUGUCAAUUAUUGACACUUUUCUAUUGGAAAACAGGUAGGGGUUUAUGGGUAAAGUUGUAUUUUGGGAAACAAUAGUAAAAUCCUAGAAUAUUUUUGAGGCAAGUCCAUCUUGUGUUUCCAUUACAAAUUGCCAUAUACUGAAAACCUUUUUUGUUUUCCAAUCGCAACUAACCCUAAUCUAAAACGAAUGGAUUAACACACAUUGAAGCCGUUGGGAAAUGUUUACAUGACUCUGCUUACAUUGUGUUCUGGACCCUCCUGUACAGUGUCAUAAGCCUUGCAUAUCAAUAACACUCAGAUGCACAACAUAUUGUCCAUUUAAUUAAUAUACCUGCUGUUAGACUUAUUUUUAGGCAAAGGUAUUUUAAGGAUUUGAAGCUUUGCAUGAAAAUUAUGUAAAUUCACAUGGUGAGUUAUAAUCAUGCCACUACCAAUGGGAGUCAUCAUUUUCUCAAUGCAUGUCUCUUUCCCUCUCUCAAUGCCACGCAUCCCCUGUCUGUAAUUUCAAUGAAAGGCUCUACAGCUGCUCAGCCUCACUUGCAAUGGUAAUUUGACCUUUGAUAACCACAGAUUUCAGCCCAUGCAUUCCACCUCGUAUUCUGCUACACAGAGACAGACGGAGACAUAGGGCCUAAACUAUUUCACAGAUACACACUAUAUACUCUAAUUUACCUGGUAUGAUAUUUCUCUUCUUGGUGCUACAGAGCCAUGAGGUUACCAUAUGAGCUGUGUGGUUUGUAAAAUCGUACGCAAACUAAGCAAAGUGCCUCUUUGUAAGUUGUACUUUGAGGAAAUGCCUAAAGUGUCACUUCCAUUAGAGAAAUGGGUGAAAGUACCUGCUGUGGGUGCAAGGACAGUGUCACGUCCACUUGAGCGACAGCUCAGAUUGUUUCUCCCAGGUAACAGUGUCCACUGUACUUUACAGGUUGACAGGUGAUUUCCUGACACUGUUCCAGCAACUGCAGUAUUUACACUUCCUAUGCUGUGGUUUAGUGACACAAUAGGAAAAAAAACACUUAAAUAUUCAUGAGACAGAUGGGAUUACAUUUGAAUGAGUUGUUUUCCCCUUCUAUGAACAGGUUUCUUGCCGCAGUGCCAGGGUGUCCAGGAAAACAUGGGUAGAAUUCACAGGAAAUCCUCAAAAAUAUUCUCAUUCAUGUGUGCUUGUAUCUCCAGUAUGCCUAUUCACUGGAACGACAAACAAAGGAAGACUGUCUGAAGGGCAUACAAUUCUCUCAUCUUAUGUUCAAACUUUUGCAUAUGAGCCAUUCUCACACAAAAUAGAGAUAGAUACAAUUAUGAAUCAGGACUAGUCUCAUCUGGUCCAUCGACGGUAUGGAUGGAUAGCUCAUAGUCAUAGCUGUACUGAAAUUGCCUUCAAGUCGAUGUUCUUGCAGCAUUGGUGCUGUCAGGAACAACUUAACAGAGGAACAUUCUGUUCAGUGACUAAAGAAUGUGUCUGUUUAGAGUAAUAAACUGUAGUACCUCACAUUACUGCUGUCGCAGACAUUUUCAUCAUCCCAGUGACAGUGUAGCUCUAAUGGACUAGCUGGUGCCAUUUACCUUCAAUGGAUCGAUCAGCAAGAUAGACAGAGACUGAAAUGUUAGCCUUGCCAACCCUGAUAAUACAUUGAUCUGUUUGUCCCAUGUCCUGUCUGAGGAGAUUGAUCUUUAGAUGGUCAUUAAAAUUGCCUCUGUUCAUUGUGUUAAGAUUCAUUCAAUCAAAAUAAUUUGCUAUUAGUUUGAUUUCAUAAAAUACUUUUGGAUGGAUACAUGUAGGAUCGGUGCGGUUGGAGGGAAUUUAUUUUUGUGUUAAUACUGAAUGUAUUAUUAAUUAUUAAACUUUAUGCAUUUCUUA